Molecule: messenger RNA, 485 nt
Organism: Cyprinus carpio (common carp)
Lineage: Eukaryota; Metazoa; Chordata; Actinopteri; Cypriniformes; Cyprinidae
Product: BOLA class I histocompatibility antigen, alpha chain BL3-7-like
Exons: 2
Coding region: 105-470 (121 amino acids)
Biological process (GO): immune response
Cellular component (GO): external side of plasma membrane
Source: RefSeq, a predicted model, not a curated record
AUUCCCAGCUCACAGGCGAUAAGCGCGGAGUCCGGUACACUUAGUUUAAUUAAAUACUCUAGAACAUUUUUCUGAAAGGAAUUAUUUGUCAGUCAAAAGAAAUAAUGCGGCAUGUACUGCUUUUGCUCGUUGGAGCUCAUCUUGCCUAUGCUGGAACACACUCUCAGAGAUACUUCUACACUGGUGUUUCUGGAAUCAUUGACUUCCCAGAGUUCACUGCAGUUGGUCUGGUCGAUGAAGGGCAGUUUAUGUACUUUGACAGCAACACAAAGAAAGCUGUGCCAAAGACAGAGUGGAUCAGACAGAAUGUGGGAGAAGAUUACUGGGACAGUCAGACUCAGAUUGGUAUUGACACACAUCCAGUCUUCAAAGACGGCGUCCAGAUCCUAAAGGAACGGUUUAACCAGUCAGCAGGUAAGUUAGUAACAAACCCACCUACACACACAGACAAAGCCAUUAGUUUUACUUGACAGUGAAAUAUCUCU